UUGGGCGAACGGACGGACAGAUUUUCUUGCUACAAGUGUCACGAGAAGGGGCAUUACGCAAGAAAUUGCCCCACGCAAGGUGACAGUGGUCGAAGGGGUGAGAUAUUUGGAUGUUACAACUGUGGUCAUGCGGGGCAUUUUGCUCGAGAGUGUCCUAGUGGGCGACAUGGACGUUUCAGUGGCUCUUAUGGCGGAAGAGGCAACCGGAACAUAGAGUGCUAUCAGUGUGGAGGUUCAUUUUUGACAAUUUCUGCUCAAUCAGUGGGAAACUAUUGUACCGGACAUUUGGCUCGUGAAUGUCCAUCGGAACGUCGUGGUGCACAGAAGUGUUUUAAGUGUGGCAAACCUGGACAUUUCUCGCGCGAUUGCACUGACCAAUCCCAGGAUCAGAAACGUUGCUACACUUGCCACCAAGCUGGACACAUCAGCCGUGACUGCCCACAAAACAGUUCGGAUAGUCGCAACGACUAG
Enterobius vermicularis (human pinworm) is the source of this 471-nucleotide messenger RNA. NCBI's taxonomy places the organism in Eukaryota, Metazoa, Nematoda, Chromadorea, Rhabditida, Oxyuridae. The record is from the annotation of a GenBank genome assembly.